Messenger RNA from Alternaria arbusti, 687 nucleotides. RefSeq lists its product as uncharacterized. The record is from RefSeq and is a predicted model, not a curated record. NCBI's taxonomy places the organism in Eukaryota, Fungi, Ascomycota, Dothideomycetes, Pleosporales, Pleosporaceae. Gene Ontology annotation, molecular function: L-iditol 2-dehydrogenase (NAD+) activity. Bases 1 to 687 code for a protein of 228 amino acids. The transcript is spliced from 2 exons. Gene Ontology annotation, biological process: D-sorbitol catabolic process.
AUGGAAUCGGCUGCGCUUCUGGAGCCUCUUUCUGUUGCCAUCCAUGCAACAAGAAGAGCCCAGAUCGAGCAGGGUGACACGGCCAUUGUUUUUGGCGCAGGCACAGUCGGCCUUCUGACAGCUGCGAUGGCCAAGGUGUCUGGCGCCACAACCGUUGUCAUCGCAGACAUCGACUAUGGACGAAUCAACUACGCCUUGGCGAACGGCUUCGCCCACAAGGGCUAUAUCGUGACCCCGCAGAAACAUGGCAACGAGACUGCUGAGAAGUUCGCCGUAGCCAAGGAGUUGGCUGCCGAUGUUAUGCAGAUUGCAUCCCAGAACGAGCCAGACUUUGAAGGUGCUGAUGUCACCUUUGACUGCACUGGAAAGGAAAUCUGCAUGCAAGCUGGACUAUACGCGACAAGGCCUGGCGGCAAGCUCAUCAUGGUCGGAAUGGGUACGCCAGUUCAGACACUACCCAUGUCAGCAUCUCAUCUGAAGGAGGUCGACAUCAUUGGCAUCUUCCGCUACGCCAACACCUACCCCACUGGUAUCAAGAUCCUGUCUGCCGGUGUACUUCCGAGUCUUGACAACAUGAUCACUCACAGGUUCCAUGGGUUGACGUCGACAAAGGAAGCUUUCGAGCUCGCCGGCAAGACGGUCGACAAAGACGGCAAGCUUGUUCUCAAAGUCCUCGUCGAGAUGUAA